Molecule: messenger RNA, 2193 nt
Organism: Colletotrichum karsti
Lineage: Eukaryota; Fungi; Ascomycota; Sordariomycetes; Glomerellales; Glomerellaceae
Exons: 3
Coding region: 1-2193 (730 amino acids)
Biological process (GO): mismatch repair
Cellular component (GO): MutLalpha complex
Molecular function (GO): ATP hydrolysis activity; ATP-dependent DNA damage sensor activity; ATP binding
Source: RefSeq, a predicted model, not a curated record
AUGACCGACGCGAUGGACACCGACUCGUCGUCUGGGACGAAACGAAAGGCGGAGGAAGACCCGGAAGAGUCUCGUGCUCCUCGUCGAAUCCGAGCUCUUGACCCCAAGGUCGUCAACAAAAUCGCUGCGGGCGAAAUCAUCGUCGCCCCGGUGAACGCCUUGAAGGAGCUGAUUGAGAACGCUGUCGAUGCAGGCGCCACCACCCUCGAGGUCUUGGUCAAGGAGGGCGGCCUGAAACUGCUGCAAAUCACUGACAAUGGACACGGCAUCCAGCGAGAUGACCUCGAGAUCCUCUGCGAGCGUCACACAACCUCCAAGCUCUCUUCCUUUGAAGACCUCACCUCCAUUGCCACAUACGGUUUUCGAGGCGAGGCCUUGGCAAGUAUCAGUCACAUCGCCCACCUCUCAGUCACCACCAAGACCCAAGACUCCAGCUGCGCAUGGCGUGCACAUUACCUAGAUGGUGCAUUAGCACCGGCCAAACCAGGCCAGUCGGCCGAGCCAAAGCCCACGGCCGGCCGUCAAGGCACCCAAAUCAGCGUCGAAGAUCUCUUCUUCAACGUCCCCACUCGUCGAAGAGCCUUCAGAUCGCCUGCGGAGGAGUACAACAAAAUCAUCGACGUUGUUGGCCGCUACGCCAUCCACUGUAAGGGAGUGGGCUUCUCGUGCAAGAAGCACGGCGAGUCGGGUACAAGCGUUUCCAUACAAGCUGCUGCGAGCGAAGUCGACCGCAUCCGCCAGAUUUACGGAUCGAGCGUCGCCAAUGAGUUGAUGGAAUUUUCCACCGGCGAAGACCGUUGGGGCUUCAAGGCCAAUGGCUGGGCAACCAACGCCAACUACCACAUCAAGAAGACCACGCUGCUCUUGUUCAUCAAUCACCGCUCUGUUGACUCGGGAAAUAUCAAGAAGGCUCUCGAGCAACUGUAUGCCACAUUCCUUCCCAAGGGUGGUCGCCCCUUCAUCUAUCUAAGCCUCGAAAUCGACCCAUCUCGCGUCGAUGUCAACGUUCAUCCUACGAAACGAGAGGUUCAUUUCCUCAACGAGGAUGACAUCAUUCAGUCGAUUUGCGAGCAUAUCCGGUCAAAGCUUGCCCAGUUUGAUACCAGCCGCACAUUCAUGACGCAGAGCCUGUUGCCAGGCAGACAGUUGAUGGAUAUAUCACCACAACCUGACAGCGAAGGCACUCCAGUCACACCGGCGAGAGAAACGCCAGGCUCCAAGCGGCCGCGAAGGAACUCUAACAGUCUUGUUCGCACCGAUACGAGCGUGCGAAAAAUCACCAGCAUGCUCCCUGCCGCAUCCGCGGCAACGCCGUCCAAAUCUUCGCCAGCGGCCGAUGAUAACGUCUUGUCCGCCGCGGAGAACAUUCGGUAUGAAACAAUCGACAGGCCCCUGGCGCCCAUGAAGCUCAGCAGCGUGAAAGAGCUUCGUGCUGAGGUCAGAGAAGACAUGCACAAUGACCUCACCGAAAUUUUCGCCAACCACACGUUUGUCGGUAUUGUCGACGAACGCAGGCGGUUAGCUGCCAUACAAGGCGGCGUGAAGCUGUACCUAAUUGACUACGGCCGCGUCUGUUACGAGUACUGUUACCAAGUUGGCCUCACCGACUUUGGGAACUUUGGCAUGAUCAGUUUCACUCCUCCGCUCGACUUGCGGGAGGUCCUCUGCAUAGGUGCCAAGAUAGAAAAGGACAACCUCGAGUCACCCGAGGACGACUUUGAUGUUGAAGAGGUCGUCGAGAAGGUCGCUGCGCAGCUUAUCGAGCGACGUGAGAUGAUAAGCGAGUACUUUUCUCUGGAGAUCAGCCCAGCGGGCGAGCUGCUUACCAUACCACUUCUGAUCAAGGGCUACACCCCAGCCAUGGUCAAGUUGCCGCGAUUUCUGCUGCGUCUCGGGCCCUGCGUCAAUUGGAACGACGAGAAGCCAUGUUUUGAGACUUUCUUGAAAGAGUUGGCGACUUUCUACGUGCCCGAGCAGCUACCGUCUACAGUUGGGGGUGAGGAUGGGAACGAAGCGGAGGAUACCCUGGAUGAAGAGACGCUGACUCGGCGCAGAAAUGUGCGCUGGGCCAUGGAGCAUAUCUUUUUCCCUGCAUUCAAGGCGAGGCUUGUUGCCACAACAUCGCUAAUGAAGGCUGCUGUGUUGGAAGUCGCGGAUCUAAAGGGACUGUACCGGGUGUUCGAGCGAUGUUGA